Molecule: messenger RNA, 4014 nt
Organism: Brenthis ino (lesser marbled fritillary)
Lineage: Eukaryota; Metazoa; Arthropoda; Insecta; Lepidoptera; Nymphalidae
Source: the annotation of a GenBank genome assembly
AUGGCUGAACGAGAGAAAGAAUAUCACAUAAUUGAUUCAGAAAGACAGUCAACAUUCGAUGAGGUAGAAUCGGAAUUAGAUUUUAGAAAUGACCCUCGUGUGCAGUGGUUUAAAGAACGCAUUCUUAGCUACAUCGGUAUAAAUGACGAAGAGCUCUUCUAUAAUAUGCUCGACGAAGGUGAUGCAAAGCAAAAGUUGGCUUCUUUUGUUACAUCACCUUUAAAACAAAACGAAUUGUCGCUAGAUAAAAGGACAUUUUACGUUUCAAAAAUAAUUGUUGAUAAACUUAUUCAUGAGGAUAAAGAAUUUACCGAAUGGCGAAUUAUUCCUCCUCCUCCACCGCCACCACCAACAGUAAAAAAGGGCAAAAGAGGGAAAAAAACCAAAACCGAACCGGUACCAGAAGUAGAACCAGAAGAAACUGAAGAUGAUAAGCAAGCUAAAAGUAUGAAGAGUAUGAAAAGCAUGAAAAGCAUAAAGAGUAUGAAAAGUAUGAAAAGCAUGAAAAGUAUGAAGAGUGUAAAGAGUGUUAAAGAAGGUGACGUAGACGAGGAUGAAGAAGUAGACACAGUGGCAGCAGCAGUCACGGAUAUAUUCGAUAUUGAGGAGGGAACGAAAACUUCAAUCGAUCUACGAAUAGAAGAGGAAUUACCAGUAGUCGCUGAAGAUUUGUAUUCGUUUCCACCGCCUCCUGAAGAUCUAGAUCCAGAUGUAGAUGGAACUUUGGAGUUUUACACGGUCAUUAGAUCCGUCCCGCGUAUAAUACAAUAUCCAAAAUUAGUACCAGUUUUUGGAGCAUUUACUCCUCAAGUGACUCAUCGGAACAGAAAAUAUAUCUAUUUCAUAAGACAGACCCAGGACGAAAUACCGUUGUCUGAAACACCUAGAAUAACUAAACUUAAAAUGCCACAAUACAUAUUAGUGGGUUCUACGAGUGGGAAAGUGUUGAUGAGCCUAGGAAUACAAUUGAAGGAGACGUUUAUAUCGUUGUUUGAGAAGCAAUUCAGGGAGAUCACAAAUAUGACUACUGAUGUGUCCUCUACAAUUCUCCCGCGCCAAAUAUCUUAUGCAGGUCAACAUUACACGAUGGAAGAUACUACUUCUGAGGUGAAUUAUUUACGCCCAUCAGACUAUCGCAGAAUGUCUAAUGUAGCCAGAGGCGAGAAUGCAGAGAGAAGGAUUAAAAAUAUGAGAUCGGAAUCUUUUGCGGCUCCAAAGAAACCCAAAGUAGCGAGACCUUCAUCUUCUAUAUUAGCAACAGAAGCUCCAGAAUUUGGCACCAUUGAGCUGGAACCUAAGGAAGUUGAGUGUGAAAAGAAACCGACCGCAUCAGAAGUUAUAGCGGAUAUUAAAAAUCUCGUUGGUAUCGUUGAAUGGACUAUAGAACACAUUGAAGGUGAAAUUCAGCUACCAAUGCCAAAUAUACCAUCGUUAAUGGAAGAAAAACCUGGUCAUGUGGAGUUUAAUGAUCCAGAGUUGAAUAGACAACUGGAAGAAGCGGUUAUGAUGUGGCAGUCUCAUAUUGAUUCUACUAUAUCUGCUUGUUUGGGCAAAACACGAGAAGGUGAAGGUCCUGUAGCAGAAUAUAAAUACUGGCGCGAGAGGGAUGCUGAAAUCUCCUUACUAGUUGAACAAUUAAAGCAGCCAAUGGUUGUUAAAAUAUUGGCAAUUUUGAAAAAGUCUGCUUCUCCAUACAUAGAGGAAUUCCAAGGCUACAAGGAGAGACUAAUGGAGCAAUACAACUUGGCUGGAGACAAUCUCAAAUUCCUAUCGACGUUAAUGCGAUUCUUUACUGUAAUAGAAGAUAGCACUCCAUUGCAACAAGUAAUAGACAUGUUACCAGAAUUAGUUGAAAGCAUUUACAUGAUGUGGGUGCUUUCUAAAGGCUAUAGAACUGAUGAGACAAUGAUACCUCUGCUUGGGAGAAUUUCAUGGGCUUUGUGUCAUAAAUUGGAGAGAUUUUUGAACGUCCAUAAACUUUUUGAUAAAUCAAACGAAGAAAUUUUAUCACUAGCGCGAGCGGGACAGAGAAUAAUGGAGAUGUGGCACGAACUGUACAAAGAGACGCGACGGAACAUAGAAAUAAGCGGGAAGGGCGCGCGUUGGGAGUUCGACCAACCGUUACUAUUUACGCGUACUGAUUAUAUAGGAACCGUUGCGAGAGAUUUGGGUGAUGUUGUACAGGUUCUCAUUGACUUUGAACGUAUAUUCGGCAAUGAAUUAAAAUCAAUAAUAAGCGAUCCAACUCAAAUAGACGAUGUACGAAAGCGUGUGAAGAAACUAGUUUAUCCAAUACGUACUAUAGAUUUUAGCGUAUUCGUAUUUGAUAAUAAAGAAAAUUGGGAUGUCAUUAUGGGAGACUUUUGGAAUGAGGUUAGGUAUCUCGAGGAAGAGGCCAAAAAUUAUAUAAACCAGAGUUUUGGUAAUUUACGGUCUGCAGAAGAAGCUUUGGAUGUAUUAUUGAAAUUCUUAGAAUUCGAUACACGAGAAGCCAUAAGGCGACAACUGUCCACUAAAUUCGACCUCGUGAUGAGACAAUUCAUCAAGGAGAUCACGGCAAUAGAAGAUAAAUUUACACGUUUUAGAAAAAAUCCUCCCUUACUUCGAAAUCAUCCACCAGUAGCCGGUGCUAUAUACUGGGCAAGAGCUCUCUUUAAUAAAAUGAAACAGCCCAUUAUGAAGUUCCAAAAGGUGCCAGAAUUAAAUGAUUGUGAACAAAAGAAAACUGCCUUCUUACAAUACAAGGCAUUCUCAAAACUUAUUAAAGAGUAUGAAGAAACUAAAUACAGGGAAUGGGUGUCAGACGCUUCAGAGUUCGUCGACAAUGUUAUGAAAAAAAAUAUACUCCAUGUUGUUUUCAAGAAACAAGAUGAGCCUGCACCGUCAAAAGCUCGUGGAAUGCAGCUUACAGCGGCAGGAAAAGCACACGUAGCUAAGAAGAAAGCAUCGAAUACGUCAAUCAAACCAAUUGAUGUAGUUAACAAAGAGAUCGCUGAAAAACGACGAAGGGAUAAAGCUUUAAUGCUAAUGAGAAUCCCUGGUCAGCACUACGAGAACGUGCGGUCGCCGAGCUCCGUGUCGCUGCUUGCGAAAGAGGGUUUGACUGAUGUCACAUGGAGAGACAUGACGGUCCAUAAACUAUUGCAAGAGUACGGCAUCGAGUUUCAACCUAACUUCGACAAGCACAUCUUCCUUAUUAUACACGAAGCGGGACUAAUGGAGAAAUUGGGAUUCGAUCUCCCAGCAAAUAUCCGUGACGUAUCGAUGCAGAAAUUUCGUCUCUACUACGAGCUAGAAGCGUUAGAAACAGUUAUAUCGAAAUAUAACAAGAGUUCCACCUCUCUCAGUCCUUCUGAGACGCAUCUCAUGAAGAAACACCUCCUGGAUAUGGAGAGGCACAUCCUGCCAGGACUCACCAGGAUCACUUGGACUGCUUUAGGGAUACAAGAUUACAUCAAAGAUAUAACAAAAGGGGAAAAUUCACUACAAGCUGUAUAUCAACAACUGAAAAUGGUAGAAAAAGAAAUUCAGUUUUUGCUCGAUCAACUGGAAAUGUUCGAUUUGUUCCCUCUCGUUCGACCAAAAAACUACGUCGAUCCUCAAACAGGAGAGCCCGAUGAGACUUGGCUUUAUCCUUGCAAGACAUAUUUUGUGGAAGUUGAACACGAGCGUCUAGAAAGAACCGCGAUGCUGUCGCGUAUCUACGAUCGCAUCGGACCUAAUUUAAUGAAACUGGAAUACUUGAUACUCGGCACAAGUACCGGAAAAUCAGAUGUUAUGUCCGCUUAUUAUACGUUUUGGGAGAAAAAAAUAUUCAAAAGUUUAGUUACUUUAACCCUAGAGAACCUGCAGCAUUUCCAAGCGAGCCUCAGUGAGAAGAUGCCGCUGUUCCAAGUGGACGCGGUGCUCGCUCCGCCCGACAUCGCCAUGCGCCCCACCGCAGCUGAAGUCUGCAAUAUACUUGGAUAUAAUAUCAAACAUUUUCUCAAUAGGUUGCUCUCAGAUUACACUUCU